AUGUGGGGGGAUCUAGAAAGAGCAGCUUCUUUGGAGGUUGGCGAUUCUCUCGCAACUUUGCUAUUCCAAGUAUCUAGUCCAGUGCAUAUUCCGUGGGGAGACACAAGAUGGCAAGAACUGUUGACAGGAUACGAUGUUUGGAUUCACGCUGAAUCGAUUGAGGGUGACGAAUCGACUAGUAUCAUCACGCAAGCUUGUGAAAUGAUGGCAAAACAUGCAUUCGUAUCAAGUAAUCGUAAGUCUUUGAUGGCGUCCUUGGAAAGUUCUUUCUCCGUAAUUCACUCCUUUGCAGUUGCUGCAUUCAGUCUUCAUGUCACAAGAAUGAUUCGUGAUCUUACCAGGGAUAUUUCCAAGAGCAAGAGCAAAAAGAAAGAGGAUCAGACCGACGAUUUUUCAUUACGAAUAUCUCGUGUAGGGAAAGCAAGAGCUACCGCAGGUGCUUUGCAGCUGUUACGACUGCUGUCGCAUUCGGUCGUGGUUAGAUGUUGCAAAGACUCAUUUGGAAAUGAAAGUAGAGCUGAAAGCAACACGGAUUUGGAAGAAGCAUUCACAUAUCAUACAAGAGGGGACUUGCCACGUGAUCAGCUUGCUUCUGGGCCUCUGCUAAACGCAGUGUUGGACCUAAUUGUGAUCUUGGGGAAGUGCGUGGAUGCUUUGCGGACACCAGAACUGUAUGACACAAUUGUAUUAGCGUUCCGGCUCCUGUUUGUCCUGUGUGGGACACAAUUGUAUCAAGAUUUUGAAUCUUCAUCAUUGCGUCCAGACGAAGAGCCCCGUUUCUACUCUUUCCUAGACCAGUUUUUUGAAGCUGCCCAAGAACGCAAUUGCAGUUGCAGUGAGACAUCGGAAGACUAUAAAAAUCUGAAGACGUUUUUCGGUCCGUCGAGAGACUCCAUCCCAUUCAACAGCUCGCGAGAAAGAUGCCCGGAAGAUCAUAUAUGGACAGCACAGUCAGUCCUGGAAACUUGCUUGCGUUGGCAGACUGCUCGUCCUGUGGCUCCUGAUCGAAGCAUCGCACACUACUAUUACAUCAUGGCUCAAUCGGCUAUUGCCCCCAGGAGUAGAGAAAUGAGAAGCGCGGAUGGAAUGUACGAAUCUUAUUCGAUUGUUCCCGCAGCCGCACCUGGUAUUCUAGACCCAAACGAAGGUGCGCCUGAUGCGGACGCUCCCCUCAGUGCCGAUGACAUAGCGAACCACCACAACAAAUCAAAAACGCAACACAAUCUUAUUCUUGACGCUACUAGAGGUGUGAUUACCCUUGGAAGCAGAAUCAUUCUGCUGCCAUUACGAUUGGUUAGCAGAGUGUUUGGAGCCUUGGUACAGAGUAAGGGAUCCUUCAACCGCGAUCUCAAAUCAAUCAUGUCACGGAAGUUCGACUCAAGCACAGCCAGCAGAACUAAAGACGUUCUUUGGCUAUCGGAUGCAAUUCUGGCAGACCUCAGUAGUUGCCUUGUACUUCUAUUGAUAAACAACAAUAGAAGUCGCGAAAAUCCGUUUCGCGAGGAACUUCAAGCGUUAAGUGACAAUAGAUGGGAUCACGGAAUGGAAUCAAGACUACCAGAUUUACCAUCUCUCGAUACAAACUCGUCCAGUGGAUCACCAUCUACGGAUAUUUCUAGAAUAGAGAAGGGUAGUGACCUGCGACAAAUUGGUCUGACACUAAAUUUCGAGUCCCUCUUUGAAUCCUUUGGGAGGACUCUUCAUACCGAGGUUGGCAGUUUGUUGCUUUAUACUCUCGUGCAAACCUCUGAAUCGUUUGCAGAGAGUUUAGCGGUGCGAUCGGACUUGGACACACUAGUGCUACCAUUGUUGCGGACACUUUACUUUUCAUCACAAAGUAACACCUUCAUGGCUAGUGAUUAUGCAGCUCACAAAAAGAAGGGGUCGACGAACAUUCUGAAUAUCAGAAACUGCCCAUUCCGCUCUCAGUCACAAUUGUAUGUGAUAAUAAUAUUGCUCUUGCUCUUUUCUCAAGAUUUGUCCUUUGGACGUGACGCGUUUCGAAGGAUACAUGUGCCACAUGUUGUGUGGUACAAGGAAAGGCAGCUGAGACACAUCAACCUCGGGUCGGUACUCUUUCUGACAUUGUUACGUUCCUUGAUUUUCAAUUUGCAACGGUUGCACGAUCCUUUUAUGCUGAGCAACUGCUGCGCCAUCUUGUCGAAUCUCUCAUCAGCUACCACUGAUUUACACGAGUAUGCCGCAAUGCGACUCGUUUCCGUUGCAAUCUCUGUGAUGAAGCGUCAUUCUAAGUUAAUUGCCUCCACAACAAAUGGCGGCCAGGAUAUGAACGAUGGCGAGGAAGAUGAUCUCAGUACUCCUCUUGGUAGAUACUCCGAAGUCGCAAACAACCUCUUGUCGAUAAUUUCGGAUUGCUUGUCUCAUCGGAGAAUUGAGCAAAAUUUGCAAGUGAUCUAUGCGAUUGUAUAUCAUCAAGCUGAUUUUACAAAUGUCUUCAAAGGCAAUAUGUAUCCCGCACGUCAAACGGAGAGAAUAUUGAGUAUUGCGCAAGCUGCAUCCACACUAAUCCAAGAAGCAUCGGCAAGAUCUGCGCCUAAGGCGCUAAAGGUACUAGAGAGUCAAGUUGAAGUACUGAGAAGUGUCGUUGACAAGAAAAGAAGGAAACGAGACAGCAUCAGUGAUUAUACGUUCACAUACGAAGAGGAUGCCGACCCUGAGAGCUUCUUUGUGCCAUACGUCUGGGAAGUGAUUGUAUGCGUGGUGACUUCAAGCAGCAUCGAGUGGAAGAAGAAUAACAUACGUGCGUUUCCAUUACUGGAACCGGAGGAAAAGGCUGGCGUCCAGCAACAGCCAAGAAAUGGUGCUAUGGUAUCGGAUUCAUUUGACACCGAUGCUGAAGACUUUGUUUGA
Molecule: messenger RNA, 2871 nt
Organism: Cylindrotheca closterium
Lineage: Eukaryota; Bacillariophyta; Bacillariophyceae; Bacillariales; Bacillariaceae
Source: the annotation of a GenBank genome assembly